Batrachochytrium dendrobatidis JAM81 is the source of this 2904-nucleotide messenger RNA. RefSeq lists its product as uncharacterized. The coding region runs from base 1 to 2904 and encodes 967 amino acids. NCBI's taxonomy places the organism in Eukaryota, Fungi, Chytridiomycota, Chytridiomycetes, Rhizophydiales. The transcript is spliced from 7 exons. The record is from RefSeq and is a predicted model, not a curated record.
AUGUUUAAGAAUGAGUAUCAGGGCGGGCCAUCAUUUGAGAUAUUCUCCAGUCAAGGGAGCAAUACAAGUCUGCUACAAUGGAAAUUGCAUAAUAAAAGCUCAAUUAAGAAGCAAUUCGAAAAAGAUCUUAAAGGAUAUUGCUAUAGCUGUGAAGGUUUGGGAAAAUUGACUUUCCCCAAAGAUGACAGGCAAAAAGGUGAAUUGAAAUGUGCACAGAUUGAUGAAAUAUAUAGAUAUGCUGCAUCUAAUAUAGAUGUUUCCGAUUUAAAUAGCAACAAUCGCCGCUUUUUUCUAUCCAGUGCACACAAGGAAAUCAAAGCAACUGCUUUGCAUUGUAGUAUUCCUUUGGUAGUAGCAAAGCGCGGAACUUGGCUCAAUUUUUGUCUUGAUCUGGUCAGUCUGGUGAGUGAUAAUUAUCACGGUCAAACAUUCAGAUCGUUAGACAGCAUUACUCUCCUGGGUAACUUUCGUUUAAGACGGAUAUUUACGCUAGAGAAGCAACCGCCAGAUACAACAAAUGAAAAUUACAAUGAUCCAAUGCCAUUGCUGCUUCACAACGUCGAGCCUUUACCAAAAUCUCUAGAAUUUCCAUUUGGAGUGUCAUAUUCGACUCAAGUAUUAAAUAUGCAUCGUAUUGCCUAUAUGGCAAUCGAGCGUCAGAUUUCUGCUAAUGAAAUUCGUCAAGCCCAUAGUGUCGCCAUUCCAUUGUAUACACCGCUUCAAAAUAUUGCGUUUGAUAAACAUAUAGAUAAUCCCAUACCAUCUGUUAGAAAGUCAAAAUCUAGAGCAUCAAUACUGUCAAUCAAAACACCCGACUCUCAUAGCUCACGACAUGAAAAGCAUAACGAUUUGACACAUGUAUCAGAACAAAAAACAGCCAAAUCUACUCGGUUAUCUUCAUCAACUUCUGAUCGCUCAUCAACACGAUAUUCUGAUGUCAGUACAAAGAUGCGCUUGCAUCAAGAUUCGAGUAUAAAACCCCUUGACCUCAAAGAAUCAAUCAUUCGAUCAAGCACUCCGCUCAAGCUACCCCCUAUAUUACCAGCACAUUCCGAACAUGCCAUUCAUUCAAAAAACAAUGAUUCUACGGUUGGAAAUUCCAGGCACGCAUACUUGUCAGAUUUUCCUACUAGCGCAGACACGUUGGCCAUAUUUUCGUCAGAUAAUCAGUCAAACAGCAUACCAAAUCGAAAAAUAAGUGUAUACAACCCAGAAUUGUAUACAGAUGACAAUGAGGAGCUACAAGGCUGGUCACAUCGAGGCAGCUUUGAUGAAAACCCUACUUUUGACGAUUCCACAAUGUAUCAAUCUGAUUCUUUACAAGUAUUUGAUGCACGUAAUACGCCAUCCCCAACUUCCAGACUACAAAAAGAAAUUGAUGAUUACCUUUGUCAAAAUGAUACAACCCACUCUCUUUCCACAGCAUUUCAUGAUGGAACUCUUUCUAGCAAACCAAUCAAAAGUCCUAGUCAAAUCAUUAAAUCAAUUGAUAACCCUGACAAUGCUCUUCAGCUGGAAUCCGUUUACUCGCACAGUGAGAUUCAUGGUACUACUUCAGUUCCAUUACAGCACAGUAUGAAACGCCAAAAUGCAUUUAUAUCGCUGGAAGUGCUACCAGAAAUAAAAAGUAUCAAAAAUACUAGCUUUGCUUCAGUCAUGCAGUCAGAUCUACCCAUGCCCUUUUGUCAUUCUCGAAAAAGUACAUCACAAUCAUCAAUUUCAUCUCCUGUUCUAUCUCACAAAAGCUCUUUAUCUCCUCAAAUCAAUGCAGCCUCGCAUUCAUUAUCGCCACGUCUUUCACAAUUGCGAUCACACAUUCCAGUUCCAACUACAAAAAAAAGCAGUCAAUGUAUUGAUAUGAACAAUGGCUUUGUUGAAGACACAAUGAAGCAUAAUGUAUUGGAAUUGUCGCCAGUACCAUCACCCUGUUUUGGAAAGGCUACAAUGAAUCUCGAGUCGACCAAUUUGAAAAGCACAUCUAGUAUUGAAAGUUUAGUGCACAAAAAAUCGCCAACUUUUUUGGAGACUAAUAUGCCUGCGUAUGAUACAGUUUCAUCUAGAAAGCUUGAAUCACCCACUUGCUUUAAACGCACCUUGUCAUCCAUAUCAGAUUCAAAAGAUCGUUCUUUUAAUGCGCUCAACACCGAUAUCAAAUUGCUAUAUAACAAGGAUACCAAUUUUGACAGUAACGCCAUUACUGUCAACUCUUCUUUUGCCUUGAAUCCUGUACAUCAGUUAAAAGAGAUAUGCAAGCUGGAUUCAUUGAUUGAAGAUCCGCUAUUAAAUGUUGCCCCAGCAGCGGAGCUUGAUAAUGCCAUGGAAUCUAGAAGUCGCACGUCUAGUAUAGAAAACGAACAGAAUUCUUUAUCAUCUAGCCAACAUGACAACUCAAGCGAAAACUUUAUGCAAAAUGAGAAACCGACCAUGCAUUUAAAAAUUGACAGUAGUACCAAUCAUACUACAGCCUCAAAAAUUGAUAUGCAUACAUCAAUCAAAGUGCAUGAUCAGUCUAUAAAUGGUACGAUGCUGCAAGGGAUAUCAUCUGAUGCUUUUGGAAUUCAACAAACGAGUCUUGUCGAUUCUUUGAUUGGAUUUUCUGAAAAUUGCUUGCCUACCAAAAAGAGUAUAAUUGCAGAUCCAAACGAUGAUGCAGUAAAAGCAUUGGACGCGCUCGUCAUUUUUGAUGAAAACGGAGCUGAACAACAACUUGUUUUUGAAUCUGAUGCAUCUUUGGAUGAUAAUGUCUGUACAUAUUCCUCAAUACCCGAGGGAAAAAAGGAUAUAGCUGAUUUGGAAGAAGUGGCUGGUGAUAGUGCAGAUGAGACGCUGGAACUUGAAUUUGACGAAAAACUGAACUGCUAUCGCGAUCCACUUACCGGGAAGCUAUAUGAUAUUGAUGUUUAG